UCCAGCUCCGGGGGAAGGAAAGAUGAUGGCCGGUGGUGGCGAAGCUGCAAUGGAGCACAACGGGAUAUACUCAGCAGCGAACCUCCCGAACCUGCAGCACAGCCACAUGGAGGCGGACAACUCGGACUCCCGUAAGCGGCCGCUGGAAACUCCGGCGGAGGAGGCCGGCUGUACCAAGCGCACCAACACCGGAGAGGAGGGUGAAUACUUCCUGAAGGUGCUGAUUCCCAGCUAUGCAGCCGGCUCUAUAAUUGGCAAGGGCGGCCAGACCAUUGUACAACUUCAGAAAGAGACGGGUGCCACUAUUAAGCUGUCGAAAUCCAAAGAUUUCUACCCAGGAACAACAGAGCGCGUCUGUCUGAUACAGGGUACAGUCGAAGCCCUCAAUGGUGUCCACAAUUUCAUUGCUGAGAAAGUCCGUGAGAUGCCCCAGAGUGCUCAGAAGCCAGAACCAGUUAGCAUACUGCAGCCACAGACCACAGUCAACCCUGACCGUAUCAAACAGAGUGUUUAUGCUGUUAAAAGGUCCUCUUGUUCAUUUGCUGCUAUUAUAUAUAUAAUUUAUAUUUUUCUGCAGGCCAAACUGAUUGUGCCCAACAGCACAGCUGGGCUGAUUAUUGGCAAGGGAGGAGCCACAGUCAAAGCAGUGAUGGAGCAGUCAGGGGCUUGGGUGCAGCUCUCCCAGAAGCCGGAGGGCAUCAACCUGCAGGAGCGAGUGGUAACAAUCAGUGGUGAGCCUGAACAGAACCGUAAGGCAGUGGAAAUCAUAGUACAGAAAAUCCAGGAGGACCCUCAGAGCAGCAGCUGCCUCAACAUCAGUUAUUCCAACGUCUCCGGCCCAGUUGCUAACUCCAACCCCACCGGAUCCCCCUAUGCCAACACGGCCGAGGUGCUGCCUAACGCAGCCGCGGCAGCUGCCACUGCAUCCAGCCUUCUGGGCCAGGUCGGCUUGACAGGAAUGGGUGCCUUCCCUGCUACCAUGUCUAGCUUCUCCGGCAAUGACCUCCUGGCCAUCACGUCAGCCCUCAACACACUGGCCAGCUAUGGCUACAAUACCAACACCUUGGGCCUGGGCCUUAACCCUGCAGCAGCCUCUGGUGUCCUCGCUGCAGUAGCAGCGAGUGCUAACCCGGCGGCCGCUGCUGCAGCUAACCUCCUAGCCUCCUACGCUAGCGAUGCCUCCGGCAGUGCUGGCCACCCUGCGACUGGGCUUGGUGGUUUCUCCCUGGGUUCUCUUGCAGCUGCUACAGGUGCUUCCAAUGGUUACUUAAACGCUUCAUCCCCACUGAUGGCCUCCUCCCUAUUAGCCACAGAGAAGCUUGCAGAUGGAGCCAAGGACGUGGUUGAAAUUGCUGUACCUGAAAAUCUGGUUGGUGCAAUUUUGGGAAAAGGAGGAAAAACGCUGGUAGAGUACCAGGAGCUAACAGGAGCCCGCAUCCAGAUCUCCAAAAAGGGAGAAUUCAUUCCUGGUACUCGGAACCGUAAAGUCACCAUAACAGGGUCGCCAGCAGCUACGCAAGCGGCGCAGUAUCUGAUCAGCCAGCGGAUCACUUAUGAGCAGGGCGUGCGUGCUACCAACCCGCAGAAAGUGGGCUAA
This is a messenger RNA of Phycodurus eques (leafy seadragon), 1597 nucleotides long. It is a transcript of the gene nova1, whose product is annotated as NOVA alternative splicing regulator 1. Lineage: Eukaryota; Metazoa; Chordata; Actinopteri; Syngnathiformes; Syngnathidae. The transcript has 4 exons. The record is from RefSeq and is a predicted model, not a curated record. Gene Ontology annotation, molecular function: mRNA binding. Gene Ontology annotation, cellular component: nucleus; cytoplasm. Gene Ontology annotation, biological process: regulation of alternative mRNA splicing, via spliceosome; mRNA splicing, via spliceosome. The coding region runs from base 23 to 1597 and encodes 524 amino acids.